This is a messenger RNA of Penicillium salamii, 2583 nucleotides long. Lineage: Eukaryota; Fungi; Ascomycota; Eurotiomycetes; Eurotiales; Aspergillaceae. The record is from the annotation of a GenBank genome assembly.
AUGUGGUGCACUGAUAGGACGAGGACGUUGCCUUCUCCUGAGCCUUCGUGGGCACAUGGUGCCCUUUAUCAGUAUUGGACCUCGCUCCUUCUCCUUGCUUUUUGCAUCUUGCACUCUUUACUCAUGGAUUGGAUGCACGUUUAUAUUGUCGGCGCUGCCGUGCUGGUCUUUGCCCUCGUCGGCUUGGUGCUGUUGAUCAGUUCGCAGCAUGUCAAAAUCGCUAAUACUCGCGUGGGGCCAUAUCUCAAGUUCAUUUGGGCGAAUUUUAUAAAGCCCCAUGACAAGCAGGCUGGGGGCCAGCAGGAUGCGCUGGAGAGUUUCUACAAGACGCAGGCUGCGGUCUACGAUGCUACCCGUCGCCGCCUCCUAUGUGGCCGGGAGGACAUGCUUGGGCUGGUGGGUGCGCAAUUGAAGCACAAGGUGGAGAACAAGCAGGUCAAGGCGGGCAAGGCUGUUUGGGUGGAUGUCGGUGGUGGUACGGGAUAUAACAUCGAAGCAAUGGCCGCGUUCCUCCCCGUGGACAAGUUCUUCAAGCAUGUGUACUUGGUUGAUCUCUCGCCCUCUCUUUGCGAAGUCGCCCGCAACCGCUUUGAGCGUCUGGGAUGGAAGAAUGUCACUGUUCUCUGCCAGGAUGCACGCUCCUUCACUCUUCCUGAGAACAUGGAUCCUCGGUCUACAAGUCUGGUCAAUGAUGGUGUGGACCUGGUCACCAUGAGUUACAGCUUAUCUAUGAUCCCAGACUACUACAGUGUGGUGGAUUCUCUGACCUCCCGCCUGAAGUCGACUGGACUUCUGGGCGUAUGUGAUUUCUAUGUCCAAAGUAUCGUUGACGUUUCAUGCCGCAACUACACCGGCGGUGCCUUCAACCGACAUGUCAACUGGCUGGGACGCAUGUUCUGGAGAGCCUGGUUUGACUUUGAUCGGGUAAGCCUAGAGGCAGCUCGUCGCGACUACCUGGAGUACAAGUUCGGCACUGUCAUUUCUGCCAGCGAACGCAAUUAUCUUCUGGGUGGCAUUCCCUACUACAUUUUUGUAGGAUGUCCGAAAGAAGUCGGCUCUACGCCCUCAAGCCAAUCCAUCGAGAAGUUGGAUGCGUCCUUCACCGAGUCUCCAUACCUCUUGCCUGCCAACCACAAGCAAGAGAUGGAUAACGCUGUUGUGAAGAGCUCGCAAGAGAUCAGAUCAAAGGCCUACGAAUCUGCUGUCGUCAACUUGAGUGCCAAUCUUCCUCUCCCCUCUUCAUUCUACCAGAACCACCACUACCGCAUUCACUACAAUGACAUGCUCCCCAAGCACACCCAGUUCCAGAACGAAUACAUUUACGCCUUCACAUGGGAAGACCCCAGGGUUGACCACCAGCUGUUGAACAUCGGGAAAGACGAUGUGAUUCUGGCCAUCACCAGUGCUGGCGACAACAUCCUCGACUACCUGCAGAAGAACCCCCGUCGUGUCCACGCUGUGGAUCUCAACCCAAACCAGAACCAUCUCCUUGAACUCAAGGUCGCUUGUUACUCUGCUCUCGGUCACCGGGACAUGUGGAAGAUCUUCGGCGAUGGAAAACACGCCCAGUUCCGUGAGCUUCUCAUCUCCAAGCUUAGCCCUCACUUGUCAAGCCAGGCUUUCCAAUACUGGCUCGAGCAUACUCAAACCUUCACUUCAUCAUCUGGCCAUGGACUCUAUGAAACCGGUGGCUCUCGUCAUGCAAUUCGUAUGGUUCGCUGGCUUUUCAAUAUCUUCGGAUUACAAGGUGAAGUCCGCAAGAUGUGUGAAGCACAGAGUCUAGCCGAGCAGCGUGAAAUCUGGCCUCGCAUCCGCCGUGUCCUCUUAAGUCGGCCUCUGAACUGGGCUAUCGUGAGUACGGAAUGGUUCGCCUGGAAAGCAGCUGGUGUACCACGCAACCAGCGCAAUAUGAUCGUCGAUGACUUCUUCCGUCGCAAUGGACUCACAGAGGGAAUGAAGGCAGGUAAAGAUGUCAGUGGUCAAUCGAUUUGGGAAUACGUCGUCAAUACCCUCGACCCUGUCAUCAACGAUACCCUAAUCAGCAACGAUAACUACUUCUACUACCUCUGUGUCCAAGGCAAAUUCUCCAGAAGAUGCCACCCAUCAUACCUCUCACCACAAGCCCACGUCAAACUCUCAACCCCAGGUGCAUUUGACGGUCUCCGCAUCCACACCGACGAAAUCAACGAAGUCAUCAACCGCAUCACCCCAGGCACCCUCACCAUCGCAGUCGUCAUGGACUCAAUGGACUGGUUCGAUCCAACAGGCGACUCAGCACCCGCCCAAGCCCGAACCUUCAAUCACGCCCUCAAAAAGGGGGGGCGCAUCCUCCUCCGCUCUGCCAGCAUAGACCCCUGGUACAUCAAGCACUUUGAAGAAAAUGGUUUCUCGGCUACUCGGGUGGGUGCUAGAUUCCCUGGUACCUGUAUUGACCGUGUCAAUAUGUAUGCAUCCACUUGGAUCUGCACGAAAACAAAAGACCUCUUGAAUGUCAAGGAUCGGAAGAUGUCGACUCUUGCUCUGCCUGAUAGUGCUAUCCCCACUGCUAGACGGUCGGGUAGUGUUGAGGAUUUGCAGAUUUGA